AUGAAAACUCGCAAAGUGGGUAUAAAGAUGGAGAAUCCAGACUCAUUCUCAUAAAGAUGCUUAGACCCAGAGGAUCCAAUGUGCACUCCUGAUGAGUUUUUCAAAGAGAUCUCCUACUUUAUUGAUCUCAAUGAGAUUUAUGAAGUAAAGAGUACUUGCUAUAAUAAUGAUGAGUUUGCUUUUAUUCCAAUACUACUCUAAAUCAAAAGUGAUGUGAUAAAAAAAAGUUAUGAUAACUGCAAAUAUCUACUUCAAAUAUGGAAUACAGCUGAAAAGUCAAAAGUCUAUGAGUAACCAUUAAAAAAUCCUCUAAAAAAUUGGGCUAUUUGCGAAUAAAGCUUCUUGAUGGUCUAUGAAAAAGAAGACUAGGACAACGACUGCAUGAUUUUAAUGGAUUGCUACUCAAUGAGCAAAAAAUAUUUCAAGGGUUUCGGAAUCGAAAAUGAUAUUACAUACAAAGAAGUGAGAUUCGUCAGUUUGAGCCAGUACACAGAGGAAAGAAAUGAAGUUAAGAAAGAAGAUAUCAGAGUAGUCAAGCCUGGUUGUUCUCUUCAUGGAAUUCUAAUCAAUUAAUUUUCAGUUGGUGAUGACUGUCUCAUAGUUGCCUUUGAAACCCCCGACAAUCAGAUAGACUUUAACAUGCUUUAUGCAUACAAUAUUGAGAGUCCAGAUUUCACCUACAAAUGGGAAUAGUAUAGAAUAGUUAACCCUAGAAAGAACCAUAAUGCCCCAGAUCGCAUUAUAAAGUUAUGCAAUGUUUUCUACUAAGGUUUUAAUUUUGCCGUAUCUUUGAGAGAGUCAGGAUUGAUAGAUAUCUACUGGAAUAUGGCUCGAAGAGAUUCUCCUUCAGGUAUUUUAUUAAAUUUAAUUGUUAUAGUCAAGGUAAAGGAUAUCGGAAUGAGCAUUGGAGGAUUCUACUUCAAACUGGAUGAUGGAACGUUCCAAUAUUUUAAGCAUCAAGGUCGAUCCAACAUUUCUUACUCUAUGAGUCAACCGACUACUGAUGAAGAAAUCGAUUUUGACAAUAUACAUCUUAAGAUUAUUAACUAAUAUGUCAAGUUAUACACCAGCUUUAAAGUUAUUAGCAAAAAUGAAACAUUCGUUAUUGUAGCUCAUGGAAAAUUCUUAUCACUGUACAAUAUUGAACAACAAAAGUGGGUAAAUCAUUUGUACUUUAAAAAUGCUGAUAUCUUUGAAGUGCUUUCAAGAUUAGACUCAACUUGGUCAUCAGAUAUCUCAAUAGAUGUGAUGCUCAAGAAUGGAGAAUGGUAUAAAGAUGUCAUAUAAGACUUUGAAAGAACAGAUCCAUUCGAGACAGCCUCCCUAACCUUAACAGGAAAGCCAGUUAGAGUAAAUCAUGACAAAUAAAAUGAAACUAAUUACAUAAUCAUGAUUUAAGAGGCAUAUGAUUACUUAAUUUAUCAAUACAAGAAUUAUUCCUUAGAGGAGUAAAAAGUCAAUGCAGGGGAUAAAUAUCACAGUAAUAGAAAUUUAAUAGCUGUUUAGACAGUGGGUGAUUAAGCAGACAAGUACUUUGUUCUAUAAAACACCUAUGGAUUUAUGAUAUAUAAAAGUUCCUCAUCUGACAGUUAUUCUUGUUCGCUCAAAAGAUUCAAAACUUUUAAAGAUACCUACAUUAGUGGGAAUCUUCAUUCGGCCGUUACCUAUGAUAUAAAGCACCACAUCUUUUUAUUUGAUGAAAGAGAUCUCUACAUUAUCCUUAUGGACAAAGAUGCUUAGCAAAUCGGAAUAAUAUCAAAUAUUUUUGCAAUAAGUGUUCAGUUCUUUAAUAAGUAGGUCAGUUACGUUCUUUGUUAAGAUAAAGCAGAGAAUCUUAACUCUGGCUUAAGACUUUUAGAUAUGGAAAGCACACUAAAAAAAAGAAAGUGCAACCUUAUAUUACUGAAGAACAUAGAUUUCGGUAUUCAGAGAAGUUUGGAGCAUUCAAAAGCUACUGGUAGACUGUGCUUUUAAAAAUCUUUGUCGUAACUGAUUAUCUGUCCAAUUCUGCAUCAAAAUACUAAUAAACUUAUGGGAGCAUCAGAAAAUGAUUAUUACAUUCUGGUAAAAAGAUAAGAUGAUAGAAUUAUAACCUUUACUCAAACAGGGUAACUAACAACUUGGAAUCUAGUAACAGGAAAGCAUAUCUGUACUCAUAUGAAAACAGAAUUUGCUGAUUAACUCUCUGGCUAUGGAGUUUAACAAUACUAUAAAAAUCUGUGUAGUUUUUACAGUUACUAAGCAGUUAACACAAUGGCAGAUGAAUAAUUCUACGAUGCUUGGCAGUUGGCUACUUAUGCUGAUAAGCAAGCCACAUACAUGAAAAGAUGCGACCAUGUAUAUAAAAGAUGGAAAAUCAUCGAGAUUAAGAGUGAGACUGAGGUAAAGACUAUAAUGGAAUUCACUUUUCCUUACUUUAAUCAAGGAACAAAUAUAUUUAUCAAUGAAAAUAAAGAUCGACUAAUUCUCAAGAUUAUUAACUUUAGAACCUUCAUCUAUAAAAUCUUAAAGUAUCCUAGUGAUACGCCAGGAUCAAAUGAAGUGUAUUUUGAGCUGAUCAGGCAGAUAGUCGACUAUCCAGAUGAGCUUGAGAAUACUCUCACUGCUAAAAUAUUAACAUUCUUCUCACCUUGUUUUAGUAGAUACAUGAAAAUUGAUAGAAGAACGAACUAAUUUCUAAUUAAAGAUGCUAUAAAUGAUACACUAGUUAGAUACAUACCAAAAGAUAUAUUGUUUCUGUCACCUAAAGGAGGAAAUAUUACUGAACUAGUUAACAGAAUGAAGUGGCUUGACUAUUCAACUAUACUAAUUAUAAAUGAAGAGGGAAUCGAAAAGAUUCUUGAUAUCGAUCAAGACUUUUAAGAGGUCUCUUAUAAUUGGAGACCAAUGUUUAAGGAGAUCCUAGAUGAACAUAGUAAUAUAGAAUACAAGUAUAAUCCCUAUUACUAUUAAAGAUAAUCACUAGAGAAAGAUGAUGUUCUUAGGAGGCUGAAGAGGAUCUAUUAAGAGUAUAAAACUGACUACUACCUAUUUAAAAAGAAGUCCUUUUAGCAGUUCUAUGAAACUAUGUAUACCACUGAUGGAGAAAACUGCUAUUACAAUUCACAUAGUUUCACAUUCCUCCAUUGGAGUAUCAUAGAGUAGAUUCAAAAGAAUAAGUUAAAAGUAAAAGAUCUUGAAGAUCCAGUCAUUGAAUAGCUUCUCUACAACAUAUUACCAGGAGGUAACACAGUGCUUCAUCUAUUAGGGUCAAAAGAGAAGUAGUUGAUGAGAAUCUUUUAGGAGGCCCAUCGAGAUGACUAAAUUAGAUAUCACAUGCCAUUCUUGCCAAAUAUACUUGGCGAGACUCCUAUUCACAGAUGUGUUGAAAAACAAGACUUUAAAUCCAUUGAUACUAUUUUGAAGUAUUUAAAGCUAUAUCCCUCUGACCAUCAUUCAAGAGGCAUUAAAGAUUUACUUGGGGUAUUUGUUAAAUAACAACUUCCAGGUUUUAUUGAUUAUAUCGAUACGAGAUUCCUUUAAACUGAACAGAUUAAAAAAUUUAGCAAGGGAACAUUGAAGAAAGAUAUUAGUGGUAUUAUAACUUCAGAGCUGUGGUUCAAGGAGGAAGAUUUCUUUAAACAAAUUAUGGAUAGAGAGAAUAUGGAAACAAGAAUAAAGUGUGAAUUCAUUGAUCUUCCAGGUGUUUAUCACUACUUGGAUCCAGAUUUCUAGAGUUUCUUUGAUUAACUUGCUAUUACUGAAAACCUUGAUUACUUCAACUAAAAAUCUAUUCAAAAGAUGAUUGACUUUAACUACCCACUAGUGAGAAUGUUUAUUCUAUGUUUCCUAUUCGUUCCAUUCUGUCUCUUCCACACUUUGUUCGUAGUUUAUGCUAAUGUAAUAUAUGAGCAUAGAGAUCAAGAUGAUGAUUUUAAGAGAGCUAAUCUAGCAAUUUGCAUUGUUCUACUGGUAUUUUCAUCCUAUUUCUUGAUGAAUGAAAUCAGAUAAUUAUUCAGAGAAGGUAUUGAGUACAUUAUUUCAGUUUGGAAUUAUAUAGACUUUAUUGCUCCAGCAGGAGUUAUAUUUACUGUCAUCUUAUAACUUUUAGAUUUUUCUGGAAAAGAUGUAGAUGAAACUCUUCUAAGAUGUGUCUUUGCAAUCACAACCUUGUUUAUGUGGAUCAAACUACUUUAUUUCUUAAGAAUUUUUAAGAGUACAGGCUACUUGAUAAGACUGAUAGUUGAAGUCGUCACAGAUAUGGGUAUAUUCUUGUUAGUAUUGCUAAUUACCUUAACUGCAUUUGGCGACUGUCUUCUCAGAUUAUCUUUAUCCAAUAAUCCAGAAAAUUAAUUUAUUCAGCACUCUCCACCUUUAGAUGCCAAUGAAGACGGAACAACUCCAGAAGCCAAAGAUUUAUUCUUUUUCUCAAUUGCAUAUACUUACAGAGCUAUUCUUGGAGAUUUCGAUAUAACCUCAAUUGGCAAAGUCGCUACUCCACUAAUCUGGAUUAUCUGGACUAUCCAUAUGCUAUUCAAUAUGAUUGUCAUGCUUAAUCUACUUAUUUCCAUCAUAGGAAGUACUUUCGAAAGAGUGGUAGAUAAUCAAGAACAAGCUGGCUACUAGGAAUAUGCUUGCUUGAUUGCUGAAAACUAGCACUUAAUUCCAUACUCCUUCAAGAAAUCAUAUGCGAUAUAGGGAAAGUAUUUGGUAAAUGUAACUGAUUUAGAAUCAAUGAACAACAAUGAAGAUAGUGAUCCAGUUACAUCUAGACUUGAUGAGAUGAAAAUAGUCAUUGAAACUAUUUAGGAAGAAAUCAAAAGUCAAGGACAUUUAAUUAUAAAAAUGGCUAAGAAAAUUGAUAAGUAGGUACCUGAUGAAGUCCAAGAAGCAGAUGCCAAUGAAGAAGGUGAAGAUUGA
Stylonychia lemnae is the source of this 4899-nucleotide messenger RNA. The record is from the annotation of a GenBank genome assembly. Lineage: Eukaryota; Ciliophora; Spirotrichea; Sporadotrichida; Oxytrichidae.